Molecule: messenger RNA, 693 nt
Organism: Kuraishia capsulata CBS 1993
Lineage: Eukaryota; Fungi; Ascomycota; Pichiomycetes; Pichiales; Pichiaceae
Exons: 1
Coding region: 1-693 (230 amino acids)
Source: RefSeq, a predicted model, not a curated record
AUGAUAGUGAUACCGCCAACUAUAUCCAAAGAUCUGCUGAAAUGCAUGAUAAGAUUUAGAAUAAAGGUCUCUCAUCGGCCGCAGACUCAAAGAGAGGUGAAUAAUCUGUUCAAGGUGUAUGCCGGGAUCCUCGAUAAGUUGAAUGAAAAAGCCAAGGUGAACACUUUCGAAAUGGUGCGGUUUAAGGUGAAAUAUGACCAGACAAAAAGUGUCGAGAAGUAUGGCAAGAUUAUGGAUAUUGUGGUUAAUGUGAAUGGUCCUCCAAAACACGCGAAUCGAGCUUCCUAUGCGAAAAUGUACAGACCGGGAGUCAAGGCUGUACAGCAGCGAAUGGAUACCAUUUCUUCGCUGAUAUCUGGGGUCUACGCUGUUAUGCUGCCGAAACUGCAGAAACGCCUCUUUUCGGGUGCCAGAGAACAGAUUUUUGAAAUCCCGACUUUCGAGGAAAAUGCAGAGAUCCGUCAGUACCUGAGUGUUCCAUCAAAGUCCGCACCAUAUUGGAGCUUGGUGGAUACACCUCCAGAUGGGUUGGUUGAGGCUACAGGUCUCCAUCUUGGUGAUAUACAGAAACUGGAGGUGGUGAGCGAGGAAAGAGGAAUCGAAGUUCUGGCCAACGAUCUGCGCGGAUUUGGUCAUCUGGACGACGUAUUGGAGGGUUUCCGUGGGUUUACAAAAGGGUCUGGUAUAAGCUGA